Messenger RNA from Spathaspora passalidarum NRRL Y-27907, 1876 nucleotides. It is a transcript of the gene TRM1, whose product is annotated as tRNA (guanine26-N2)-dimethyltransferase. The record is from RefSeq and is a predicted model, not a curated record. Gene Ontology annotation, biological process: tRNA N2-guanine methylation. Gene Ontology annotation, cellular component: nucleus. NCBI's taxonomy places the organism in Eukaryota, Fungi, Ascomycota, Pichiomycetes, Serinales, Debaryomycetaceae. Gene Ontology annotation, molecular function: RNA binding. The annotation marks the transcript as partial. The transcript has a single exon.
GCGAUGCUGCAACAGCAUCAAUGUUUAGAGCAAUCCGCAGGCUUGUCAUGUCUGAGACGAUAAACGUUGAAGACUACAAUAUCGUUAAAGAAGGCAAAGCUGAAAUUCUUGCUCCUAAAGAAGAUAAAGUUUUCUACAACCACAUCCAGCAAUUCAAUCGUGAUUUAUCAGUGUUGGCCAUCAACGCUUAUUCCGAACUUAGAAAUGAAAAACAAGCUUCCAAACAAGGAGCCAAGAAACGUAAAUUAGACGGCAUAUCUAUAUUAGAAGCACUUAGUGCUACGGGAUUACGUGCAAUUCGAUAUGGUCAUGAAAUACCUCUGGCAUCUAAGAUUGUUGCCAAUGAUUUGCUUCCAGAAGCUGUCAAAUCAAUUAAUAGAAAUAUUGAAUAUAACAAGUUGACCGAUAAAGUUAGAGCCAACCAUGGAGAUGCAAUCAAGUACAUGGCUUCAACGAAUGAGAAGUUUCAUGUGGUAGAUUUAGAUCCUUAUGGAACUGCCGCUCCAUUCAUUGAUGGAGCUAUUCAGUGUAUACAUGAAGAUGGACUUUUAUUAGUUACAUGUACUGAUGCCGGAGUUCUUGCUGGUUCCGGUUACCCUGAGAAAUGUUUUGCAUUAUAUGGAGGAAACAAUUUUGGAAGUGCUUAUAUUAACAGUGAAUGUAAUCAUGAAGCAGGAAUCAGAUUGAUUUUAAAUCUGAUUGCUAAUACUGCUGCCAAAUAUAAGAAAACAAUUGAGCCAUUGUUAUGUUUAUCUAUUGAUUAUUAUUUCAGAUUGUUUAUUCGAGUCAAGACAAGUCCAAUAAAUGUCAAGAACCAUGCUCUGAAAACAGUAUUAGCAUAUGGGUGUAAUGGAUGUGGUCACAAAUUAAUCCAACCUUUAGGUGCACACAAAAAAGGGAAAUAUCUGUACCCUAAGGUUAGUCCAGGAGUUGCUUCUCAGUGUGAAUAUUGUGGUGAUUCGUUUAACUUAGCUGGUCCAAUGUAUGGAUCUAGUUUACAAAACCACGAUUUCAUUGAUAAAGUCCUUGCUCUUAAUUCUGCAGCUGAUACUUCGGUAUACGGAACUUGUGAACGUAUAAAAGGAAUGUUGACCUUGGCUAAGAAAGAAUUAGACUUACCAUUUUACUUUAAUUUGAAUCAUUUAUCAUCUAUGUUUAAGUCACUGCCUAUCUCGAUCGAUGAGUUUGUCAAGGCAUUAGGAUCAUUGGGCUAUCAAGUAAGUUUGACCCAUGCAAAGAGGAAUUGUAUAAAGACAGAUGCCCCUUGGGAUGUUAUUCUUCAAAUUAACAAAACUUGGAUGGUUGAACAAAACAAAAAGUAUUUAGAAACACAGUCCAAGAAAGAAGAACUGGAACUUAAUAAUAAGACAAAGGAAAAGAUCAAUCGAUUAAAAGAAGAUAUAGCCUAUAAUGCCAAUUUGAGUGAAAACUCCCCUGGGGCAAAGAUCCUAUCUAAACUUCGUGACACUAACUUAGAAGUUGACUUUCACACUGAAAAUGACAUCAGUCUUGAAAUUGCAAAAUUGAGGAAAGUUAAAAUGGUUAGAUUUCAAGAGAAUCCUACCAAGGACUGGGGGCCUAAAGCGCGUCCUUCCAAAAAGUAAACAACCCUUUAGCGAUUCUAUCCGAAUGACAUUUCCAGCAGACGGCAUCUUCUCUGGUUGUUCGGUUAAAUAGUCUAAUCUAUAUACUUUGAUUGCGCAAAAUAGCAACCAAAAAAGAAACAGACCGUUAAGAAAAACCCUAAACUCAAGUACUGUAUACAAGUAUGCCGGAGGGAUGUAGUUCCUAAAAUCGGAACGCCCCCGAAAACAAAUAGAUGAAAAACAAAAAUUUUUUUUUCUUCUUCCAAAAAUGUGUGGGAAGAAAAUCUACG